Peronospora farinosa is the source of this 2700-nucleotide messenger RNA. The record is from the annotation of a GenBank genome assembly. Lineage: Eukaryota; Oomycota; Peronosporomycetes; Peronosporales; Peronosporaceae.
AUGCGCGCUACCGGAGAUGACUGGGCAUUGCAAGCCAAUUUGCAGUUGUGUGGCUCUGUAUCACCCCCCACGUACGCGGAUCUGCGUACAGCUGCGCAUCUUCAAACAUUCGACGUGUGCGAUGGCAGCGCAGUGCUCUGGGGCGAUAAUGGUAAGCUCUUUUUGGUCAACCUGUUCCACCAGAGCCAAGUUAAGCAGACGCCGUCCAAGCCAAAGAAGAAGGAGCUGUUGCAACAUGUGACACUGAAUCCACCACUACAACCACAUGAGGUCGUAGAAGUCGAGCAGAUUAAGCUCAAUACCAGUGGCUCGCAAGUGCUGCUGCUGGCCAAGAGCUGGCUUAAGGUACUGCGUCUUCCUAUGGAGACCACAUGCAAACUACAAAGGAUGCAGCACAGAAUGACGGAUGAAAAUAUCCAGAGAUUCCUUGUAAGAUUCGAGGACGGUAGCGAGCAGGACGUCAUACUGAAGGAAAAGGAGCUUCGUGACCCAGACGACGUGCUGGAACAGGUCAAGCGACACGCUGCUCCGGGCAAGCGCGUAACGUUUGUGUCGCAGGAACAGUGUGUAGCAGCAGUGAGAUCUAUUGGAUACUUUUCCAAUGUACGUCACGCGGCAUGGCAUCCGUUGAGCGACACACAUGUCGUCGUGCUCUCAGAUGCAGAGGAGAUCGAGGUGUUUAGUACACAGCAGGACGUGUCCAAACCUGAGCAACGUCACCGUCUAGAUAUCCCCUCCAAGGCUCGUGCGAUUAAAGCUGUCUCUGUGUGCUUCUGCUUUGGUGCUUCGAUCCAACUGCAGCAGCAUCAAGCAGUGCAAAUACACGCUGCGCAGAUCUGGGAUGCGUUCACAUGCUACGUGCUACGGUCGGAUGGUACUGUGUACGCAUUGUGCCCAUUGGUGCCGUAUGGUUGCUAUGCUAGCAAAACAUUCCUUCAGCUUUUGAGCAGCGAAGUGAAUGCGCAGAUUGCUAUUUGCAAGCAGAAAAUCGAGGCCACCGGCAGUGGACUGCAAUCCCGUCUUCUAGAAUUAAUGUCACAAAAGUAUUGGCUGCAGGAAGGUUGGGCACAGGCAUCCUCAAUAUCGCGACAUGAUGUCCUUAGCUUUGGUGGGCGAUUACAACCUCCUUCGGCAGAAAAUGACAAAUCAAACCUGGAUACGUUCUGCUAUCUCAGCCCUCAUGUGAGUGGCAUUUCGCCAGAUACGUGGCCGCUUGCUCUACAAGGACCGGUUGACGUGACUCCCCAGUCGGUUGUGGAGGGUAAAAACCAAAUAUCUGGAGGAUCUUCUGCGACGUCACUGCUUGUGGUGCCGCAUGCUUCGCGCAACUCUGCGGAGAACCGCUCGAUUAGCGCAUCACCCUUCCUGAUGCGUACCUUUACAUCAGGUCACCUCGAGCUGAUUCUACUUGACGCUCCUAUACGACCGCAUUGGAUAAGUCAUCGCCAGCCAGUACCUCCAGUCGCUGCGCACAAACUGUCGGCAUUGCUGGUGGAGUGUCUCAAUCUUGGCAUUGAUGAUUCUGGUGGCAAGGCUGUGCUGGAGCGAGACGCUACUGACCCACAGCUAGUCUAUUGCCUACACUCAACAGGGGUGCAUGUUAUUAACGUUGGCUGGGUAAUUGCGCUUGCCUUGGGCAAACAGUUUACCACGCUGCCGAAGAGCUCCGUUCGCCACAUCUUCAGUGUAUCGCCAAACAGCCUUAGUCCUUCUUCGGCUGCCCCAAUUGCGCCCGAUACUGUAAUUUCGAAUGUCGUCGGUGUACGCGUCGUGAAGAAUGUGAACUUUGGGCACUUGCUGCUGCUACGCCUCGCGUCUGGUAAUUUUGAAGUUGUGAACGUUAGUGCCGCGUCCAGUGAGUUACUCAAGGGAGUACUCAUGGACAGCAGUAAUGAUAAACCUUCCAGUGAUUUACAGAAGAUGCUGCCCGCCACUUUAGCGUCCAUGGCGUCUUCAAAGUCGCGAGCCCUAGUGACGGCAUACAGUAGAAAUUUGACUGAGGGUGGGAUCCGGCCAUUUGGAGAUAUCGUCGAGGAGAAGUUGGAAGCUCUCCGUGCGCGUGGAACCAGAGUGACCGGCAACACGUUGAUGCACGAAGUGGACGACGCUGUGCUUGCAUUUGUGCUGGAGCGAGUAAAAAUUUUGUACGAGGACGUGGAGUACAUCGACGAGAUUGGCCAGCUCAUGCAUGACCGACUUCAAUUACAUGCUACAAUGACAAAAGCGCAUGCCGAGAAGGUGCUACUUGUGCAGAAGAACGCGGAUGACGCUAGUGCUUCAAUGAAGAAAUUGCAGGAGAAAAUGGGACGCGCUCUAGCAGUGCAACAGAACCUCAGUAAACGCGCGGCAGCUGUGCUCCAGGCAGUGAAGGAAAAUCAACCACAUCUAUCGCGUGCUGAGCGCGAGUUUAUGACUGAAUUAGAGCUCAUGGCUAUCGAGGUACGUCGCAUGAAGUCUCGGGUUGCGGAGCUGACAGUACAAGGCCAGUGCGCAGCGCGAUCCUUGGAGAGCUCGGCUCUUUUGGCAUCUUCCUCGAAUAGGUAUUGGAGUUCUCUCAGUCGCACAGGGCCCUCGUCGGUGUUGUCGACAGAGAAGAAAAAAAUGUGCUUUGAAGUGCUGCGCGCUGAGACACAGCUGAUUGACGAUACGAAGGUGUUGCUGGAAGAUUUGAGCGCAAACCUGCAGCAAAUGUCUAAGUAA